Molecule: messenger RNA, 2512 nt
Organism: Drosophila subobscura
Lineage: Eukaryota; Metazoa; Arthropoda; Insecta; Diptera; Drosophilidae
Gene: Socs36E
Exons: 4
Coding region: 40-1938 (632 amino acids)
Biological process (GO): phosphatidylinositol phosphate biosynthetic process; intracellular signal transduction
Cellular component (GO): phosphatidylinositol 3-kinase complex
Molecular function (GO): 1-phosphatidylinositol-3-kinase regulator activity
Source: RefSeq, a predicted model, not a curated record
AAAAGACUCUCCACAGAGCGUACAGACACAGAGCUUCCAAUGGGUCAUCACUUUAGUAAGCCAGCUGUACGUGUUGCCAGUCAGGACAAGAACAAAUCAAAUACAAAACAGCAGAGAUUCGAGGAGGAGGCACAGCAGGUGCAACUCGUAGAGGAAAUUGUAGCACAAACGGACGCCGCCAGCUCGGAAGUGCGUCAAAUCAUAAUCAAAAUUCAAUUGGCCAAAAUGGAGAAUGGCAAUAAUGGUGGUCAGCAGCAGCAGGAGGAGGAGCAGGUGGAGCAAGGUGUUGCCGCUGUCGCUGUCGCUGCCGCCGUCAUGUCUGCGGACACGCUAAAUGCAAAUGAGCAGCAAAUUGUGGUGGAGGCGAGUUCCGGAGUCGAAGUCGGAUCGGGUGCGGUGUCAAAUCGAACUGCUGGCAGUUCAACGGAAGCGCCAAAAACCGAGAGACAACAGCUCGUGAAUAACAACAAUUUAGCGGGAAGCGGUGUCGUCGGAGUCGUCGGAGUUGUUGGGCAUAUUGUGGCUGAGGCAGCGAUAAGUACGCUACAAUUGAACGACGAUGAUGAUGAUGUGAACGAUGAUGAUGAUGAUGUGGAUGAGUCGCUGCUGCGUCGGCGUCACCACCACAGUCACAGUCCCAGCCACGAGGCCGAAGUCGUUGAGUAUUGCGAGGUGCUCGAGUCGCUGCCAGUCAGCGAAAUGUUGUCGACGGGAGCACAACACACCAGCCCCAGCGGCACCAACACCAACAACACCAACAACAGCAACAGCAAGCAAGCUCCUAGAGGGAGUGCCGCCAGCGGAAACAGUUGCUGUCGUAGUCGCAGCAGCAAAGCCCUCUCCAUGGGCGCAACAGAAUCCACAGCAGCAGCGGCAGCAGCGGGUGCCCCAACCAGCUCGAAGCGACGCUGCUGCAAGUGCAAGUGUCGCGAUGCCUUCCGGGGCUUCCGAGACAUGCUCGACUCCAGCAAGGACAAGAAGGAGGCCAACACAUCAGCGUCAACGUCAGCGUCAGCCUCGGCGGUGACUAGGAAAUCUCGCACUGCAGAUCGCCGCUCGACGCCACCCACUCUGAGUGGGGCGAGCGGAAGUGGCUUGGGGAUUACCCAGCAACGGCUGCAGGCACAGCGGAAACGGAACUCCGUGGCAGUGCCAGAGCCAAGUCAGUUGGCCAUUUGGACAGCCCCGGCGAAUGGUGAUGUCAUCAUACGAAUCAGCUCGCCGCAAUUUGUGGUGGAGUCACCGAAUGCGCGGGUAACAGUGGGUCCCAACAUUCGGCUGGUGACGGAGACAACAGCGCCAGCACAGCUCCAGCAGCAGCAACCACUGCAACAGCAGCAGCAGGUGGAUCCUCCAGUGCGUCUCACCUAUGGCCGUCGCAGCGUGACCGUGCACUCGCAGAUCGAUUUUAUGCAUUGCCUGGUGCCCGAUCUGGAGCGGAUUAUCAACAGCAGCUUCUACUGGGGCAAGAUGGACCGCUACGAGGCGGAGCAUCUGCUCGAGGGCAAGCCGGAGGGCACGUUCCUGCUGCGCGACUCCGCCCAGGAGGAGUUCCUCUUCUCAGUCACAUUCCGCAAAUAUGGAAGAUCGCUGCACGCGCGCAUCGAGCAGAGUGGUCACAAGUUUAGCUUCGACUGUCAUGAUCCGUGCGUGUUUACCGCGCCCACUGUGACGGGACUGCUGGAGCACUACAAGGAUCCAUCCUGCGUCAUGUUCUUCGAGCCCUGCCUGACCAUGCCGCUGCACAGGAGGCAAACCUUCUCGCUGCAGCAGCUGGCGCGUGCCACAAUCGUCUCGAACACCAGCUACGAUGGCAUCAAUCAGCUGGAGCUGCCGGGGCGACUGAAGAGCUACCUCAAGGAGUAUCACUACAAGCAGAAGCUGCGCGUCAAGCCCUGCGAUGCCCACACACCGGCACCGUUCUACGGCAACGUAUAGUCCGCGGCGCACUCGGCUCAUCCGGCAACACAGCAGCCGAUGGGCUUCUUCUACUACGAGGAAGUGGACAGCGACGAUGAUGAUGAGGAGGGUGUCAACAUCGUACAUCUCUCUUAUGUGCAGCCCGAUGAGGAGGUGUUACGACUGCAGGACAGCAGGCAGGCAGCAGCCAGCGGAAGGCGGCCCCAACGAGCUGUCUCAUCGAAUCUACACGAACAGCUGUGCCGGCUGCCCCAUCGCAUGGCCGUUGCCUUGGGCCGGAUGUCGGCGAAUCUAAACUGUUAUCAGCCCAUGACAACCUCAUCGUCGUCGUCGUCAACGCUGCAGCGCAGCAAGCGCAACGCCUAAUGCAGCAGCGGCAGCAGCAGCAGCAAGAAAUGAAACCAAAACUCAACUAGAGACAAUCCCAGUGCAUCGUGUGCCGCCACCAUAAAGUUAUGGCAUGCAAAAAGCCUCCACAAAAACAACAAAAAAACACAAAAAAGAAAUGUGUGGAAUCAAAAUCAAAUACAAUUAAAUGUACUAUUACUAAGUAUUAUCGCUUAAUGCAAAUUCCUUCCCCCCCUCUCCUAUG